CAGUCACCUCAGCUCUGCCAGCAUCGCAGGUACCAUGGCGCAGGAGCUGCAGCACCCCGAGUUUGCGCGAGCGGGCCAGCAGGCGGGGCUGCAGGUGUGGAGGGUCGAGAAGCUGGAACUGGUGCCGGUGCCGCAGGGUGCCCAUGGUGACUUCUACGUCGGAGACGCCUACCUGGUGCUGCACACGGCCAAGGCGAGCAGGGGCUUCUCCUACCGCCUGCACUUCUGGCUGGGAAAGGAAUGCUCCCAGGAUGAAAGCACGGCAGCGGCCAUCUUCACGGUCCAGAUGGACGACUAUCUGGGGGGCAAGCCCGUGCAGAGCAGAGAACUUCAAGGCUAUGAGUCUACUGACUUCGUGGGCUACUUCAAAGGGGGUCUGAAGUACAAGGCUGGAGGCGUGGCUUCAGGAUUAAACCACGUUCUCACCAACGACCUGACAGCGGAGAGACUCCUGCAUGUGAAGGGCCGGAGAGUGGUCAGGGCCACGGAGGUUCCUCUCAGCUGGGACAGCUUCAAUAAGGGUGACUGCUUCAUCAUUGACCUUGGCACCGAAAUUUACCAGUGGUGUGGUUCCUCCUGCAACAAAUACGAGCGUCUGAAAGCCAGCCAGGUUGCCAUUGGCAUUCGGGACAAUGAGAGGAAGGGAAGAUCUCAGCUCAUUGUGGUGGAAGAAGGAAGUGAGCCGUCAGAGCUGAUGAAGGUCUUAGGGAAGAAGCCUGAACUCCCAGAUGGGGACAACGAUGACGACGCUGUGGCUGAUUUAAGCAACAGGAAGAUGGCGAAGCUCUAUAUGGUUUCUGAUGCAAGUGGAUCCAUGAAAGUGACCCUGGUGGCUGAAGAAAAUCCCUUCUCCAUGGCAAUGCUCCUUUCUGAAGAAUGCUUCAUCUUAGACCAUGGUACCGCCAAACAAAUUUUUGUGUGGAAAGGUAAAAAUGCUAACCCGCAGGAGAGGAAGACUGCAAUGAAGACAGCCGAGGAGUUUCUACAGAAAAUGAAUUAUUCUACCAAUACUCAAAUUCAGGUUCUUCCUGAAGGUGGAGAAACGCCAAUUUUCAAACAGUUCUUUAAGGACUGGAAAGAUAGGGACCAGAGCGAUGGCUUUGGGAAGGUCUACGUCACAGAGAAAGUGGCUCAUGUACAGCAGAUUCCAUUCGAUGCAUCCAAACUGCACAGUUCCCCGCAGAUGGCAGCCCAGCACAACAUGGUGGAUGACGGCUCUGGCACGGUGGAGAUCUGGCGCGUGGAGAGCAGUGGGAGAGUCCAGAUCGACCCACACUCCCACGGCGAGUUCUUUGGCGGCGAUUGCUACAUUAUCCUGUACACUUACCCCAGAGGCCAGAUCAUCUACACAUGGCAAGGAGCAAAAGCUACACGAGAUGAGCUGACCAUGUCUGCAUUCCUGACUGUGCAGUUGGAUCGGUCCCUGGGAGGACAGGCUGUGCAGGUCCGCGUCUCUCAAGGCAAAGAGCCUGCUCACCUGCUGAGUUUAUUCAAAGACAAACCGCUCAUUAUUUAUAAGAAUGGGACAUCCAAGAAAGAGGGGCAGGCGCCGGCUCCCCCUACUCGGCUCUUUCAAGUCCGGAGGAACCUGGCAUCUAUCACCAGAAUUGUGGAGGUUGACGUUGAUGCAAACUCAUUGAAUUCCAAUGACGUUUUUGUCCUGAAACUGCCACGAAACAAUGGCUUCACCUGGAUCGGAAAAGGGGCUAGUCAGGAGGAGGAGAAAGGAGCGGAGUAUGUGACUGAUGUCCUCAAGUGCAAAACCGCAAGGAUUCAGGAAGGCGAAGAACCAGAGGAGUUCUGGAACGCUCUUGGAGGGAGAGGAGACUACCAGACCUCACCAUUGCUGGAAACCCGGGCUGAAGACCAUCCACCUCGGCUUUACGGCUGCUCCAACAAGACUGGGAGAUUCAUUAUUGAAGAAGUUCCUGGAGAGUUCACGCAGGAUGACUUAGCAGAAGACGACGUCAUGUUGCUCGAUGCGUGGGAACAGAUCUUCAUUUGGAUUGGCAAAGAUGCUAAUGAAGUUGAGAAAAAGGAAUCAAUGAAGUCUGCCAAAACAUACCUUGAGACAGACCCUUCUGGAAGGGAUAAGAGGACACCGAUUGUCAUCAUAAAGCAGGGCCAUGAGCCGCCCACAUUCACGGGCUGGUUCUUGGGCUGGGACUCCACCAGGUGGUAAACCGAGUUUCAGAAAGCCAGCUAAUCUCGCUGCGUGGGGCAGUCGCCCCACUUUGUACUGGGGAUUUGUUUACUUUUUGUUGUUUGGUUUUAGAAGAUAAGCCGCUGCCAAAUGGAUGUUUUUUUAAAUGACUAGUAUGAGCUCCCCCUCCUCCUCCUCUUCUCCUUGUUCAUUGGUCUUCUUUUUCCUCUUCUUCCUCUUCUUUGCUUUCUUUUUUUUUUUUCUUAAAGGAAUUGUUGUGUGUUACUAUAUUGA
This is a messenger RNA of Microtus ochrogaster (prairie vole), 2437 nucleotides long. RefSeq names its product scinderin (gene Scin). The record is from RefSeq and is a predicted model, not a curated record. Gene Ontology annotation, cellular component: cytoplasm; actin cytoskeleton. NCBI's taxonomy places the organism in Eukaryota, Metazoa, Chordata, Mammalia, Rodentia, Cricetidae. Gene Ontology annotation, molecular function: actin filament binding; phosphatidylinositol-4,5-bisphosphate binding. Gene Ontology annotation, biological process: barbed-end actin filament capping; central nervous system development; actin filament severing.